Molecule: messenger RNA, 234 nt
Organism: Thyridium curvatum
Lineage: Eukaryota; Fungi; Ascomycota; Sordariomycetes; Thyridiales; Thyridiaceae
Exons: 2
Coding region: 1-234 (77 amino acids)
Source: RefSeq, a predicted model, not a curated record
AUGUCCGCCGUGACGCCACGCUUCUGGGCUGCGCCCAUCCGAUACUGCCGCUGGGCAGCCCGCGAGCGCCCUGCCUACUUCUGGUCCGUCAUCGUCGGAGCCGCCGGUCCCGUCGUCCUGGCCACCGUCCCGCCCUUCAGGAAAAUGAUCGGAGACGAGGAUGCGCCGCCCGUCCCGCUGACCUACCCUGUCCCGACCACGCCGAGGAAGAAGCUCACCGGCUAUGAUGACUGA